Messenger RNA from Zasmidium cellare ATCC 36951, 1281 nucleotides. RefSeq lists its product as uncharacterized. The record is from RefSeq and is a predicted model, not a curated record. NCBI's taxonomy places the organism in Eukaryota, Fungi, Ascomycota, Dothideomycetes, Mycosphaerellales, Mycosphaerellaceae. The transcript has a single exon. Bases 1 to 1281 code for a protein of 426 amino acids.
AUGGCAGACGAAUCAUCCGACCACGAUCAACCUUGGCCGCGACGAAUCGAUUCUCUGGCGCAACGAUCCAGCUCAGUGGCUUCGAGCAGCAGGAGCGAAGAUGCGGAUGUCCAUCGUUCUGCAAACAAAAGGUGGAAGCCAUGCUGGCUCUCAAAGAACGAACGAUCAUCUGCGCCCAGCAGAAGGACUUCGACUUCCACAACAAGCUCUUCCACUGUCUCAGCCAAUACUAUCUCUUCAGCUGCCACUGCCUCGUCGAGUCACUUUGACAUAUACCGAUUGCCAGAGACGACGUCCCAUCUCUCCAGUAACGACGGCGAAGGCGAUGAUACGUUCAAUACUGUUGAGAAUGCGACAAAUGCCCUGGCGACUUUGGCGGGUUUAGGACCCGGCGAUGAAGAAAAGUCCAAGAAGAAGGAGCAUAACAGCACCUUUUGGCCGCCAAGCGGUCUUCCUCCUCACAUGCGCCGCACUGAAUCUCGAGCAAGCUCCUCGUUAUCUCAGCGCUCAUCCAAGCCAAGGGAUAACCCAUCCGAAUCAGCGGAGAUUGAGAUGGUCGCCAGAGAGUACCAGGGAUACUGGAGGCCGUCGUUUACCAGCAAGCUGCCAUCUGCCGCCGCCAUCUGUGGUUCGAUGUUGCUGACUGCCCGGCUGCCGGCGCUCAAAGCAGAUGAGUCAAAGAUCACUCAGAACGAAGAAUUGAAGGAGCGGGCCCACUCGCUGUGUGCUACCUUGGAAACUGCCGAAGAUCCUGACGAGGCACUGGAUGCGCUGCGAGCGCACAGCUUGGAGAGCGUCGUGGUAGCAUUGAGAAUGAGCCUGGACAACGCACAGAUUCCGAUGGUGCCCGAGAAGACGUCGUGGGCGAUGUAUCAGAAGAUCGCCCAGGCAAAGACUCGGCCAGAAAAGCUUCCAGAUCUUUGGCCCAGCAUAUCAAAGCUCUUCAAGAAGGUACCUCAGGAAACCUUGGUUGUCAUUAUGUUCCUACUGUCCAUCGCACGACGACUGCGAAGCCGGGCAUUGUCCGUUGAUGGCCGCUCUCCAGCGGUAUAUCUCUUGCAAGGGCUGUGGCCACGAUACCUCGGCGACGAUGUGUCCAAGCUACUGCUGUUGCACUACGACGAGAUACCUUCCGAUCUCCCGCUCAUAGUCGAGUCCGUCAAUUAUCGAUUCUCGGGCCGUCGUUGCAACCUGCUCGCUCUUGUCGCGAACCGACGAGGCAGUCCUGAGCAAGGUGUUCGUGAGAUAAGACCGUCGGAAGACCGUCAAGUGGAAUGGUAG